AUGGAACCUACUGAUGAGUUGUCUCACUACUACAGCAUGUUUGAUGAAGUAUAUUCCAUGCUUCUGAGCGUUCAGGAUGACGACACUGGCAUGUUUAGAGCAGAAAAGACUCACGCGGGGACUCAAGAUGUCAACAUUGGCCUGUAUGGAGUGGAAAAGGCCAACAUGGGAACUCAGGAUGACAAUAAUGGCCCACAUCGAGUAGAAAGGGCAGACAUAGGAACUCACAAUGAAAACACUGACCUGUAUGGGGUGGAAAAGGCCAACAUGGGAACUCAGGAUGCCAACACUGGCCCACAUAAAGUAGAAAGGGCAAACAUAGGAGCUCACAAUGAAAAUACUGACCUGUAUGGAGUGGAAAAGGCCAACAUGGAAACUCAGGAUGACAACACUGGCCUGCAUAGUGAAGAAAUAGUCCACACAGGAACUCAAGGUCAUAACAGUGACCUGAAGGGAGAAGAAGUAGCUCACACGAGAACUCAGGAAGAGGACACUGGCCUGUAUGGAAUUGGGAAAACUAACAUGGAAACUCAGGAUGGCAACAAUGACCUUCAAAGAAUUGAAAUGGCUCACAUGGAAACUCAAGAUGACAACAUUGUCAUGUAUGGAGUGCAAAAGGCUUACAUAGGAACUCAGGAUGAUAACACUAAUCUGAAUAGAAUGACAAAAGAUGAAGGAGAAACUCAGGAUGACAACACUGGCCUACAUGGAGUUGAAAAUGUUCUUAAAAUAACCCAGGAUGACAACAUUGGCCUGUAUAGAGUGGAAGAUGCCCAUGUGAUAACCCAGGAUAAAACCAUUGGCCUGUAUGGAGUGGAAGAUGCACACGUGAUAACCCAGGAUGACAACAGUGGCCUGUAUGGAGAGGAAGAUGCACACGUGAUAACCCAGGAUGACAACAUUGGCCUGUAUAGAGUGGAAGAUGCCCAUGUGAUAACCCAGGAUGAAACCAUUGGCCUGUAUGGAGUGGAAGAUGCACACGUGAUAACCCAGGAUGACAACAGUGGCCUGUAUGGAGUGGAAAAGGCACACGUGAUAACCCAGGGUGACAAUAUUGGCCUGUAUGAAGUGGAAAAGGCACACAUGCAAGCCAUCUAUCCACUAAACGCAGAAUUUGACCUGCUAGAACAUUCCAGCCCCAAUGUCAUUGUCCAUACAAAGAGCCAGAUGUCCAACACUUACGCUCAAUCUAUGUUUGACUCUGAACAUCUCUUGGCAGACAGAAGAGUUCUGUUUGAUGAAACGCUACAGCAGCUCUGCUUUACAAAGUACAAAAUAUUUCAUCUACGCCUUGCAGAAGUCCUUCAGAUUGGCCAAGAGAGCAUGAAGAGAAUUGCUCUCCAAGGGAUAGAAGAUAUCCCAUGGUAUUUCCUGCAGAAUCUAAUCGCCCUAAAUGGCACCGCGAGGAACACCAGACUGGCCAAGCUCAUCUUUGAUAUGAGACUGAGCAGCGUACAUGACGACGAUGCUGAUUUUAUUGGUGGAACAGGCUCCUCCAUCUCACUUCACCCUUUAGAUGUUCUGUGUGUUCUUCUGCAUUGUACUGAUGUUUUUUUGCAACAGGAGAUAUUAUCUAAAAUGUCCAUGUGUCAGUUUGCUCUACCACUCCUCCUUCCAUCGAUCGAUGGUUUAGAAUCUACAUUCAUGUUAUGGGCAACAAGGGAUAUUGUCAAGAGAUGGAGACCCCAAUCAUUGGCAGAAAGUAAAGGCUGCAGAGAAGAGAACCUGGUUCUCAUUACCAUGCCAACCUUCUCCUUCCUAAGAAUGGGGAAAUGUAGUCUAUCCAAGUCAAGAGUCCUAAACAAGAUCCUUAGCCCAGUUCAACAAAACCAUGACUUCUUUGUGCAUCAAAAUAUGGAAGGGGGGAAUGUCCCGAGGAAAAUCUCUGAUGGACUGGUGGAAAUUUCCUGGUAUUUUCCAGGAGGAAGAGAAAAUUCAGAUAUUUUCCCAGAACCUGUUGCGUUUACCAACUUAAGGGGAGACUUGAAGUCAAACUGGCAACAGUUCUCUUUUUUAGCACGAGUUUCAUCAGCUUUGUUCGUUGUUACAGAAUCCAUUAACGAGCAAGACUAUGAACUUUUAACAAACAUAAACAGUGUAAGUACGAACUACUUCUUUAUCAUCACACCUUCUUCUCAACGCAUCAGUGAGGAGACACAAAAAUAUAUAAAAAUGUUAUACCCCAUCCUGAAAAUAAGCAGAAAGAACAUUUUGGUGAUGAACAAUUCAGUUAAUGAGGCGGAACUAGUGAAGCAAUUACAAAUGAUCAUCGCUGAUCUCGUGGAUAAUUCUCCACUCUCUAUCAAUCUUGAGGAGAUGUCUCAAGUCGCCAGUUCCAUUGGAAUACACGUAGAUGAGAACUCAGAGGACCUUCAGAAAGCCAAAAGACUUGCCCGGGAGAUUACCGUUAAUAUAAAUGAUGUGAUGGACUAUAAAAAGAAGACAAUGAGACUGCAGGGGGAUCUCUGGAAAGAACUGGCUCAGAUAGAAAAGGAAAUAUGUAGAAUGAAAUGGCAAGGGAGUGAGAACUCAGAAGAUUACAGAGCAAAGCUUGUGAGAAAAUACUCUGCUAUUCGUAUGAUUCAAAAUGAACACGACUUCCCAGACGGCAUGACCAAAUUCAUAACUGCCAUCACUUCUUUGCCUCAGAUGGAGAAACAUUUUUUCUUGAAAUGGCUCAAAUUCUAUCUUGACUCAUUCGGAAGGCAUCAUCUCAGUGCACUGCAGACGGAAUACAAAGAGAGCUGUCACGCGUUCUCCGGUAAUCUCGACCAGCUGAAACGAUUAGACCAGAGAAUUUCAAAUAGUUCCUUGGGAGUGGAGCACUUUCUGCGAGAGCUAGGGCAGUUUUACGAGGCGGAAUAUUCUAGUGCAAAUGAUGGUAUCAAAAGGGAGACAUUCAGCAGACUUCCAGGGAUUGCUGCAGAUCUCCUACUAGAUGGGUUCCCAUUAGAGUUGAUAGAUGGAGAUGCCUCCAAUAUGCCCUUGCAUUGGGUAACAGAUAUUCUAAAUGAGUUGGAUAACAAGACGGGAAAAAAAUGUAGAAUGAGCAUAAUUACUGUAUUGGGAGUGCAGAGCACAGGGAAAUCCACCCUCCUGAACACCAUGUUUGGGCUGCAGUUCCCUGUGGCCAGUGGGCGAUGCACACGAGGAGCCUUCAUGACACUCAUUAAAGUGAAAGAAAAUGUUCAGAAUGAUGUCGGCUGUGACUUUAUUCUGGUGAUCGAUACUGAAGGAUUAAAGGCUCCAGAACUGGCUUCUUUGGAGAACACCUUUGAACAUGACAAUGAGUUGGCAACUCUAGUGGUUGGGUUGAGUGAUAUCACCAUAAUUAAUAUGGCCAUGGAAAACACAACGGAAAUGAAAGAUAUUUUACAAAUUGUGGUGCACGCAUUUCUUAGAAUGAAAGAAGUAGGAAAGAGGCCAAACUGCCAGUUUGUGCAUCAGAAUGUGAGCGAUGUGACUGCUUAUGAAAAGAACCUGAGGGACAGAAAGAGAAUUGUGGAACAGUUGGAUGAGAUGACCAAGGCAGCAGCGCGAAUGGAAGAGAACAACAAUGUCCAAAGGUUCUCCGACAUCAUGGACUACGAUCUUAAGGAACACAGCUGGUAUAUUCCCGGUUUGUGGCACGGUGUCCCACCAAUGGCUUCGGUAAACACGGGGUACAGCGAAAAUGUUUUUGAAUUAAAAAAACAUCUAAUUGAAAUCAUGAAGAAACAAAACAAACGUAGGAAGCCUCAGGCGAUUUCCGACUUUCUGAAAUGGAUGAAAACCUUGUGGAACGCUGUCAAAUACGAGAAAUUCAUAUUCAGCUUCCGAAACAGCCUUGUGGCCGAAGCUUAUAACCUGCUUUCAGUAAAAUACUCAGAGCUGGAGUGGAACUUCCGUAAAACGAUGCAUAACUGGUUGAUCGAGGCAGAAAACCUUAUUAGGAAUCAGACGGCCGAAGAACUAGACACAGAGAUGUGUAUGGAUUUGAAAUACAGCAUGUGUUGUGUCUUACAUGAGCAAGAGAUGGUCAUGACAGUGUCACUAGAGAAGUAUUUUGAGAAUGAAGAAAACAAUGUCCGUCUAGUAGAGAGGUACAGAGAAGAUUUCUUUAGAAGCAUUAAGGUUCUUAGGAAUGAGCUUGAGGUGUAUUUAGGUAACAAAUGUGAAGAAGUGAUUCGCAUCCAGAAAGGGAAACAUGUGAUCAAACAAGUUCAGGAGAAAUAUCUCCAGACCAUCGAAGAGAAGGCCAUCAGCCUUUUGGAGACCUGCAGAAGUGCAAAACACAAGCUCACCGACCAAGAGAUAGAGUCAGAAUUCGACGUGAUGUGGGCUAACACAUUAAUGGGACUGCAUAUGGGUACCCUAAAGAAAAGGAACAUCGGUCAAGAAAUGCUGGCUCAAAUUAGAAAGGACAUGAGACACAAAGCUGGGUAUGUAACUGAGAAACUCAACGAGAUAAAGUGUUUGGCAGACUAUGGACAAAAUUGCUUUAUCAUGGACAAGAAAUAUUUUCAGAGCAGAUGGUACGAUAAUGUACCUGAAAGCUAUCAUUACGAGUACUGGAAUAAAGUAAAUGUUUUUGCUAUCUCCUUGGUGGACACGUGCCAUAGCCAUGCUUCUCACCUAGCUGGCACACUGGAAGAUUAUGACCAGACUUAUUGCCAAGAAUUACUGAAUGUCAUAAACAACCGGCUUAAUCAGGAUGACGUGAAAGGUCUCCACCUUUCACCUCUGUUUGAGACCGACUUAAAACUCAUCAUCUUAAGUAAGGCAGCGCCACUCUUCCAGAAGUCUCACAACCGCUUCAUUCAAGAAAAUAACCCAAAGUUCUUCCUUGAAAGGCUCAGGCCUCAGUAUUUCUCUACCUUUAAAAACAUAUACCAAGAGAAGGAUGAGUCUCAAAUCCGAGCUCAGAAAUUCUGCGAGAUAUGUCUUAAACCGGCCCUAACUGAAUACGCAUACAGGAAUCUAGGAGGCAGAAUAGUUGAAGACAUCAUUACUGGUAGUGACUCCAUGAGAUACAGCAGCAGGACCUUCUUCCAGUUCACCUUACUAAAGGAGCUUCUGGAAGACAAAAUAUUCUCUCAGUAUGUAAAAUACACCAAUCACUAUGAGACCUUUGUCAAAAACUGGAUACUUAAGUAUAUCAUAGAGAAAUAUAAGAAACCCGGAGGUCUGGAUUUCUUGAGAUCAAGCAUCAUUUCAGUCAUCACAAGGAAGAUCCGAGAUGUCCUCAGAGAUCCAAAGGUCUUUUACAACACGGAUGUGUCAAGUUGCUUAAAGAUGUUCUGUGAGAUGUUAAAAAAAGACCUGGUGAUUUCCCAGAAUGACCUAAAAGUGAUCAUCUUUAAAAGCACAGCAAGCGCCGCCCAGUUUUCAGCAGAUAUCGAGACUUUUCUAGACGACGUGGAGAAGCAAAUUUCUGCCGAAAUGAAAUAUUUCUCCAUUGAAGCCGUACUCUCUAAAGCAGCGCUCAAACCUCAGGAUGAGCUGUUUAAGAAGGUCUUCGGAUGCGGAAAGCUGUGCCCAUUUUGCAAAGUCCCCUGUGAAGCCGGAGCUACUGACCACAAGGAGCACUUUGCCUCGGUCCAUCGGCCUCAGGGCCUAGGAUCCUAUAGAUGUAUAAAAACAAAAGUUCUCUCUCAUUCCAUAUGCACCACGGAUGUGGUCGGCAACACCACGUUCCAAAGCUCUGAUACUGACUGGAAGCCGCACCCUUACAAAGAGUACCGUAAAAUUUACCCGGAUUGGGUCAUUCAGCCGGAUCCCACCAUUGGCGCUUCCGAUUACUGGAAGUUUAUCUUUAAAGAGUUUAAUAAGGAGUUUGCAGAACACUAUAUUGCCAAACCUGCUGAUAUUGCAGAAGACUGGUACUCAAUCUCUAAACAGCAGGCUCUUGGAAGUCUAAAGGUAUCAUUCAAUAUGCAAUAGAGUGUGAUGAUGUCCACUUAGAUGAACCACUCUAUAUUAGCUUUACUUGUUGUAAAAGGCCCCCGUUUUAUGUAUUAGGGAUGUGCAGGCCAGCCGAAA
Xenopus tropicalis (tropical clawed frog) is the source of this 6021-nucleotide messenger RNA. Its product is annotated as interferon-induced very large GTPase 1. Lineage: Eukaryota; Metazoa; Chordata; Amphibia; Anura; Pipidae. The coding region runs from base 1 to 5922 and encodes 1973 amino acids. The record is from RefSeq and is a predicted model, not a curated record. The transcript has 2 exons. Gene Ontology annotation, cellular component: nucleus; cytoplasm. Gene Ontology annotation, molecular function: GTP binding.